UCAGUCUAUUUUUUCGGUGGUUGUUGGGUGAAACGACGUCGGUUGUUAGUGCGAAUUACGGGAAGUAGUGAAGUAGAAGAAACAUUUUUUUGUUGACUAGUUGUUGUAAAAAUUUAGUUGUUUUUCAACUUUGCUGACCAAGGAAGUUUGUGUAAAUAAAAAUCUUAAACGUUAAGAAUAUCUAGUGCCCAACUUGGUGCGAAGUUGUUGCUGUUGUGGAGUCAAUAAAUUAAAAAGGCGCAGAAGCAAACAACGACGCCUUAAAAUCGACGAAACAACUUCAAUAAAGAAGUCAUGGUCCAUUUUAUUUUCUAAAAUGGCAAAUUAAGAAAAUAAUGUUGUUGAAGAAACAAAAAAAAAAAAAAUAAUGUUUCCAAAAAAAUAGAAAAUUAAAAUUCUAAGAAAUUUAAUGUCGGCCAAAAAGUUAUUCUAAAUGGCAAUGUGAAUCUUAGGUUUCUUUUUUUUGGCAAGGUAAAAGAAAAUUUUGUGAAUAUAGCUGAAAAGUUGCACCAACUAUUUGUGAAAAAUAGAAAAUUGUGAAGCAAAUCAGUUCUGAAGCCGUGUAGUGCAGCAGAAAAGUGUUUAUGAAAUGAACAUUUCUUUCAUUUCAAUGUUUGCGCUAUUGUCGUUGUCGGUUGAUGUGUUGUGCGACAAUAAAUCAAAAAAUAGAAACAAAAACAACAAAAAUUAAUUUAUUUUAGUGCGAAGUAAAAUUUUACCAAAACACUUAACAAAACAAAAAACGAAAAAAAUACCAUACCAUCAUUUUCAUGUAUCCGUGUGUUUUGGUUGGUUGCCAUUUUUGUUGUUAUUGUUACGGCAGCAGCAGAAGCAGAGUUAAGUGGUGGUAGUGUUCAGAGCUGCAUGUUCAUGUUGUUGUUUUGUUUUCUUAUUUUGUAAAGAGAAAAGAAGAAAACAAAAACGAAGAACAACAAACAAGAGAACAAAAAAUAGUUCAAGAAGAAAGAACAUCAAAACAUUGUUGUUAACAACAAAAACAAGGGAUAGAGCAAUAAAUAACACACAACAAAAUUUAUAGAAGAAGAAAAGACCAGAAAAAUACAUCAAAUCAACAAAAACGACUGAUAACCAGAAGACGGAGUGAAAGUGCAGUAGAACACAACGCUCUUGUUGCAUACAAAACGAUUCUCACGCCUACUAAUCAAAGUAAACGAUACACCAAGCAGCGUUGAGGGGCCCUACUUAAUAACUACCACCACCCUCACCAGUACUGCAACUAAUCUGCCGUACACAAUGCAUAAUAGCAACGGUAAUUUCUCCGUUGGCCGUCAGAAUAAGGAGAAACGUUUUUCCAUUCAUGAUGCCUUCGAAGAAGAGACCGAUGAGGCUAUACGUGUGUACGGAUCCACGGUAAUAUCAACACCAAUGCGCUCUAAACAACGUUCGACCGAUGAUGUAUCCAUACGCAUCCAAGAUCCCAAGGGUUACAACAAAUAUACCGAAGAUACCACAUCACGUGACAGUGAUUCACUUAUCCAGGAAUAUGGCAACAUCUCCACAGACGAAGUUAGCACAUAUUGUUGGCGGCAUCCAAAGGUACGAGAAAAUUGGCGCACCGUUUUGGCAGCUGUUACCCUGCUUAUUGUGGGCACUGGACUCUUUGUGAUGGGCACAUUUGCCGUGGCAGAUCCGGCGAAUACCUCUCAGGGUGUUGUAUUCUUUGUGGCGGGUCUAAUCUGUUUUAUACCCGGAGCCUAUCAUGUGGUCUAUAUAUGGCUGGCGGCAAAAGGCUAUCGAGGGUUUGAUUUCUAUCAUCUACCGUUGUUUACAUAAAAGUUUUUAUUGCAGGAAAACAAAAAAGAAAUAGAAAAAAAAACAAGAAUAGAAAACAGGCCACACACUCUUUUACACCUACACACACAUACAAAAGAAAGUAAUCUCUACAAUGUUUUUUACAUUAUUUUUGUACAAUUAACAAAAAACAAAAACAAAAUAUGUAUUUAGUUCUUAAAGAGAAAGUAAUGGAUACUGUUUUUAAUGGUGGAUAUUUAUAUUAUAAUUAUUUUAUUUAUUUUUAUUUGUUUUUUUUUGUUUUUGGUUGGCCACAACAAAACAGGGUCAAUGAAAAGUUGUUUUUUUUUUCAAAGUUUAUUUAAAAGUGUACCCACCUUAUUUUAAUAAAACAAAAAAGCAAAAAGAGAAACAAUGCAAGGCAUGUAUGUCCGCUGAUGAAAAGUAAGAAAAAAUACGAAAAAUGUGUAGAAGUUGUAUUCUUAAAAAAAAAAAAACGAAACAAAGAAAAUCUCAAAUGAUUGUUCUUGAAAUUAAAUCAAAAUUAACCCAAUCGGGGUGAAAGAUCUGCGGUGAAGGUGUUGAAGUCCACCUUGCUAUACCAGCGUUAGUAGGUUAUUGUUGUCCUACACCUUCAUGGCAUCGAAAUGUGUAUACCGGUCAAGAUAAUUUGUAAAAUGUUUUAUACUCUUGUUUUUUUAUUUAAGAUAUGAAUACGAAAGACUAUAUAUAUUUUAAAUUACUCUAAGGCAUAGUUCUAAAAACUAAUAAAAAAUAAAUGAAAAUAUUUAUAUAUAUUGAAAA
Musca domestica (house fly) is the source of this 2556-nucleotide messenger RNA. RefSeq names its product transmembrane protein 134. Bases 1255 to 1794 code for a protein of 179 amino acids. The record is from RefSeq and is a predicted model, not a curated record. NCBI's taxonomy places the organism in Eukaryota, Metazoa, Arthropoda, Insecta, Diptera, Muscidae. The transcript has 2 exons.